Molecule: messenger RNA, 10577 nt
Organism: Poecilia reticulata (guppy)
Lineage: Eukaryota; Metazoa; Chordata; Actinopteri; Cyprinodontiformes; Poeciliidae
Source: RefSeq, a predicted model, not a curated record
GUUCCUUGAAACUAACAGUGGAAGCAUGUUCAUGUGAUCAUACUUUCGUUAGCUCGAUGAUAGUAACUGAAAUUCGACAAUCAACAGGGAUGGGAAAGACGCCUGUGGUGACCCCUCAGCAGCUAACGAGAGGAAGGUAGUGACGGUUAAGGAGCGAGGUUGAACUGCCGUAUGCAAUGAAGAAGUUAUUGAGCUUUACUAAGAAAAAGAAGAACUGUGGCACCUCAGACAAUGUCAGUGCACUUUCUGAUGGCUACGACCUGAAAGACAAGGAUCUGGGGAAGAUUCACAAGGCUGUCUCCCAGGGUGAUUUGACCAAGCUGAAGCCGCUGGCUAAGAAGAAUGAUAUCAAUCAACUUGACAAGGAGAACAGAACUGCACUUCACAUUGCGUGUGCUACCGGUCAUGAUGAAGUGGUUCAGUUCCUCGUUGAUAGCAAAGCCAAACUUAACCUGCGUGACAAUCAAAACAGAUCCGCCCUAAUGAAGGCAGUAGAGGGCCAGCAUGAACGCUGUGUGGCUAUAUUGCUGGAAAAUCACGCCGAUCCAAAUCUUGCAGACGCCAACGGCAAUACGGCCCUCCAUCUAGCAGCGAACAUCCCCUCCAUUCCCACAGCAACACGUCUGUUACAGCAUGGGGCAGAAAUUAACUCGCAAAACAAGGAGGGGUUCGCCCCAUUGACCGUUGCGAUCCGUGAAGACCGUAUUGAAAUGGCCGAGUUUCUCCUGAAAGAGUCAGCUGAUGUGAAUUCUCUUGACCACGAACAAAGGUCCCCUUUAAUGCUAGCUGCCAGCAGCGGUCAACACAGUAUGGUAAAGCUUCUCUUGCAGUUCGAUCCAGACAUCACCCUUAAGGACAAAAGAGGGUGGACAGCUGAUGACUGCGCACAAAAAAAUGACCAUCAUAGUUGUUCCCUCCUAAUCACAGAGUAUGGAACCAAGAGGACACACAGGGCCUCAGUAUCAUAUCCAGGUUCAUACAAGAAGAAAAAACCACCGAGCAUUCCCUUCCAUGACCCAGAACCAGGCUUUUCUUUGGGAGGACCAGCCACUGAUAAAGAGCUUGGGACAAAUGAAGCAGGGGGAGAUUUAGAAGACAAUUCAUUGUCAGAGUCAGUCAGUCGAGCCUCUAAAAGUGCUAAUGACGAAUGGCCCUCAACAGAAGAUGAUGACUCCUCUGCGGGAAAGAAACCACUUAACGUGAACAUAAGGCGAUUUUUGGUAUCUAAAAAUGGAGAAGGAGACAAUUCAGCUGAAAGGGGGAAAGGAAAACACUCAGAGCAAAAUUUAAGUGCUAAUAAUUCUCAGGAGGAAGGCUCUGAUGGAGAGGACUCUGGAGAAGAAGUAGAGGAAGAAGAUGAGGAAGAGGAAGAAGACGAAGAUGAUGAGGAGGAAGAAGGUGAAGAGGAUGAUAGUGAACAAAGCGAUGAAGAUGGAUCUGAGGAGGAGGAAAGUCACAGUCAGAACUGCUCUGCAACUGAUAUCAGAGCUGAUACUCAAAACUCUCCCCAGAGUAAAUCCUCUCUGAACGCUGAGACUCCUGUUACAGUCAGACAUGAGGUCGACAAAGCGGAGACGGAAAACGCAGACGUCAACAAUCCUGACAGUGCAAAAACUUCUGCAAUGCCAGCAACAUUAGACGUAGCAGGUGAUUGCAUUGUGUCUGCCAUUAGGGUGGAAUCGAAGCUGUCCGAUGAAGAAGAGAGCGUUGCUAAGGAAUGUAUGAGGUCAUCAUACCAAGCAUUACAUUUAAAUCAAAUAUCAACAGAAGUCCCAAUCCCACCCGAAGCGGCUCAGUCACCCGGUAAAGUUAAAGAAGCGGAGUCAGAAAGAGAGACAGAAAAUGAUGAUAAGGAUUCCUUGAACGAUGGGACAAAUGGUGUCGACAAAGUUUGGAAUGACAGUGACAAUGAGGAAGAAAAUGGAGCAGAGGGAAUUGGUGGAAGUACUUUGAUCACUUGUCCGGGGAAGCUGUUAGCCGACGUUGAAAAGAAUGUCAAGUCUGACGCAGAAGACAAUGCUUCGUCAAGCAGGGAACCUGUUGAGGAAGGUAGACGUAAGUCCUCAUGGGGCUCUUCAGUAGAAGGAAGUGAUGUCGACAUACCCAAAGAGAGUGAGGCAAACAUUGAGGUUCUUCAACAGGAAAACGAUGUCCAACCUCCAGAUAUGCAGCUGGAAGAGAAAGAGGAGCAGCCUGAUACUUCAUGGGAUUCUUCAACACAAUUCGUCUUACCAGAGCGAGAUAUUGAUGACCCGGGUUUACCAAGUUCUCCUCAGGCCAAAAGCAAACCAAUUGUAGUAACUGCAGUUGAAUCUGAUUGGGAUUCCUCUGAAGUUGAUAACCAAGAUGACACUGGUGCUCAAUGUGAAGUAACAUCACUAGAUUUAAACGAAGCUGACAAUGAGACGAAAGAAACGCAUAAAUGCUUCUUGCAAGAAGAGGAAAAAGACAGUAUUGAGAAAGAAUCCAAUGACCCCUCCCCUGUGGUGUCGGUAGCGCUUGAGUGUAAAGACGCAAAAGGCCCAGUACGAUGUGAUGAUGGCGAGCCAGCAGGAUCUGCUUCAAUAAAGGAAGAAAAGUCAGAUUCCGAAAAUGAGGAAGGGAACAGUAGCAGUUGGGAUGAUGAUUAUGAAGAGGAGAGUGACGAGUCAGACAAGGAAGAAGCAGAAAAAGCAAAAACAGACAACAUUCAAACUGAAGACGAUACCGAAAAGAUUCCAUAUUCCUACAUCGACGGAAAUUAUGAAGCGGAAGACGAAGCUAAAGUUCAGGGAGAAACGCUGGUCAUCGAUGAAAAUCAGAGUAAAGACGUUGAGUCAAGUGAGGAUUCUGAUAGCAGGCAUCAAAAACUCCAGUAUGACUUUGUCAGUGCUACAGUCAAACUGCUUGAUGUUGGAGGUGAUUCUGCUGGCUUAUGUGAAAAGUCAGUUGAUGAAGGUGAAGCUAGACUAACAUCAUAUGCGCCGCUUGAAACUGAAACUGCAAGCGUUGCGGGAACAAGAGAGUCUUAUGAAGAAGAUCAGAGAGGGGAAGUGGUCUUUUCCAAUUCACAAAUCCAGGAUGAUGAUACCAAUGGACAACACCAACUUUCAGAGGUCUCUGAUGAAGCGUUACCCCAGACUGACAUUGAUGAUGUGGACCUAAGCUCACCCGAUCGAUCUGAGAAGACGAGCCUGAGAUGGCACGAGCUAAAAAGCACUGACGAGCCUGGUAUUCAGAAACAAAAUUUUACUGAAGAUGAAAAAGACAAUGACAGAAAAGGAAAAGAUGAAAAAGACUCAUCAAAUGCUAACAAUAAAUCUGAAGACAGUGGGGACGUCCAUGAUGGAGUUCCGACUGUUCCAAAAGUAGAAGUUGGUAAAGAUAAAAAAAGAGACUUCCGGUUAGAACUGGGUCUGAAGAAAGGGGAAGGAGACGAGAGUUCAUGGGACUCCGAGUCAAACUCUGAACUUUCCAACGUACCGCAUAAGGAAGAGCCAAGGCUGCACAGCCCAAAUAAAGAGGGAGCAGCUCCUGUGGAAGAUUCACUCAAAGAAAAUGUGUUUUACAUUCCUUCUUUUUUAAGAGGGGAAGGAGGGAGUAGGAUGGCAGAGAUAGAGCCUCGCAAGAAUGUAGGCAUGCCACAAGGCAGCCAGGGAGAGGAUGGAAGUGACAGUAGGGACAAUCAAAGGGAGCUUCCAAAGGAAGACAAUCUUGUACAGAAAAAGAAAGAAAGUUCUAAAGCGCUCACUGUUUUGAGCAGCCACAAAGGAAAUGUCAACAUAAUGGACGAGCUUGGUGUCGGCGAUGUAGAUGAUCUUGAAGUAUCUUAUGUUCGUGGUGCAGAUGGAUCAGACUGGGAUUCUGCCAGCAGUGUCAGUAAAAGAACACCGCCUGGGUUGAAGUUUCCCUCCUCUGGCCAAGAGGAGUUUCAGAAAGAUGGUAAUUCUUCUGGUGGUGGACAGAAAGAAGAUUGUGGUCUUCCCAGAACCUCAACACCUAAGAGGAGCAGCAGCUUUGGGAAGAGCCUACCCAGCACGUCCCCCGUCUUUGCUCCGCUGCCCCAACCUCGUACAACUAAGAUAAGUUUUCAGACGACAAGCAACGAAGAUUCAGAUGGUGAGAUAGAAAAGACUAGAGGCUCUCGAGAAAAUUCUCCAACUGGCGAUCGGCGACAGUCGACCCAUGAACAUGGUACUGCUGACCAGUCGCAGGCGACAGAAAACACUCAAGACAAUUCAGAUUUUGAAGAACACCAGGAGAGGGAGAAAGAUGAUGCAGUAGAUGGAUGUGAGUUCAGUUUGAACAACUUAGGCCAUGAAGGCUCUGACACGGAGGAAAAGAUGGCCGGCAAAGCAACAGGAGCUGUGGCGGCGCAUCGAAAGUCACGCAUUUCCCACGAUGGCAGUGAAGCAGAUGGUUCGGAGAAGCCUGGUACCAGUGUAUGUUUAAGUUUGGUUCAAGCUGGAAGAUCUCAUCAGGAAUAUCAGCUUGAUACCAGACAAAGAACUCCAGUCGUGCAGAGCUGCAGUGGCAUAAAGCAAGGUCCAGAAGGGAAAUUACAACUGGAGCUGAUGGUCCAUUGGGCCCGGCAAAGUGGAGGCCCUCAGGCCAACAAAGAAGUUGAUCAAGCACCCUCACCUGAGGUUGAGGAAAACACUAUAAGUGACAUAUCGGACGAUGAAGGAGCCAGGUCUGUGACUACAGAUCGACAGAAAAGCAAGGUCCAGAGUCUUGAAGACUUAAGCGUGCCUGACGAUCUGGAAGAACUCACCCAGUCGUCCGACACAGACGACCCGGACUCACAGACUUCAGGCUACCGUAAUGCAGCCUCCUUCAAGCAGAAGCUGGAGUCAUUCGCUUUGGAUCCCACGACUACGGCAAAGAUACAGAACAUUUUCCACGAGUACGAGCGCUCCAUUCAAAAACUGCGAAGUCGCCAUGGGCAUCUGUCAGACAGGGUGAACCAGCUGGAAGCGGAAAGAACGUCGCUGAAGGGCUUACUGGAGGAAGUCAGAGACGCUCGGUCUCUUCUGGAGCGCAACCAGCUGGAAAUACAGACUGAACUCACAAACAUCAAAUUCCAACUGAAACAAGAGCAGGAGAAUCGCCAGAAUGCCUCCAUGAUGUACGACACCACGAAAGACAAGCUGAAGCGGGUGGAGGAGCAGCAUCAGUUUGAGGUCCAGGACAAGCUGAAGGUGGAGCUGUCACUGAGGAACAUGGAGCUGGAGAUGAGAACGCUCGCCAGCAACAUGAAACAGCUUGAAGAAGAACAACAUGAGACUCAGAAGUUGUUGGCUCAGGAACGCACCUCCCGGGCCCUGCAGGAAAAUCUGCUCAACAAUCACCUCCGAAAGCAGAAGGAGAUGGAGGCAGAGCACAGGAAAAACAUGAGCAGAAGCAACGAGGCUCUGUCCCAGCUCACUGAGGCCGGCGACAGGGAAAGAGAGCUCCUUCGUCAGAUCAGUUCGCUGCAGGAGCAGCUGACCACAAUAAAGUCAGACUUCGAACAUUCCCAGGCAGACAGCAGUCUGAAAGAGAGCACCCUCGUGGAGGAGAACGAGGCCCUCAAGGAACAGCUCGAGGACAUUCGUCAAGACCUCAAGCACAGCAAUGAAACCGUGACCCAGACCGUGUUCGCUUGCAACAACCAGAUGUCGGCACUGAAGACCGAGUUGGUGAAAACGACGAGCCACCUGGAACAAGAACGACAGACUCGCGAGACGCUGGAGACUGAGGCCGAGGCGACUCGGUCUCGCUUGGCCGCGGCUGUGAAGGAGAUCGAACUUCGCCUGGCGUCUCACGCAGAGACAGAGAAAGCUCUGCUGAGAGAGAAGGAAGAACACCAGAGAGAGAAAGACCGACUCACAAACGAAAUAACCGCUCAGCGCGAGGCAGUCAGCAACCUGAAACAGAAGCUGACCAAGGCCGAUGCCAACACAAACAGCAUGGAGAACGAGGUCCAUCGGGUCACUGCGCAGCUGGCGGAGAAGAAUCUGCUGCUGGACGCCCUGCUGAAAGAGAAGGACUUUGGGAUGGCGCGUGCCAAGGAGCUCGAAACCGCCCUGCAAGCAGAGAAGGAGCUGUCCAGUCGCAGCGUAGCGCGCCAAGAAGCAGCGGAAGAACGCCUCGCCCACGCCCAAAGCGAGACCAUGUUGCUUCGGCAGCAUCUGGAAGAGGCCCAGAACCAAGCCGCCGCGAAGGAGCGUGCCAUAACCGAAGCCCAGCAGCGCUUCAGCGACAUGCUGACCAACCUGCGCGCCGACUGUGAAGAACGAGUUCAUCUGGUUGAGGAGAGAAACAAGGAGCUCGCCAGCAAGGCUGCUGAACUUCGUGAUCUGAACCUCAAGUUAGAGGAUGAGAAGAAUCAACGAGAGAACACCGUGAGGGAGCUGCAGCAGGAGCUGGCCGACUCUCUCAAGAAGUUAUCGAUGUGUGAAGCUUCCCUGGAGGUCCUCACACGCUAUCGCGACAACCUGGAGCAAGAGAAAGUUCGGCUUCUCAAAGACAUCGAGAGACUCAGAGAAAAGCUUGAGGAAACAGAAGAGAAGUAUUUCGAGGCAGAGCGACAUAUGACCAGUAUGAAAGUCAAAUUGGGCGAAACGGAAAAGGAACUUAAAACUACCACUUAUAAACUCCAGGAGGCAGUGGCGACCAUCGUGGCCACUGAAAUCACCACCAAACAGCUGGAGGAAGCGAUGCAAAAGAUGGAGAUCAAGAACGCCAAACUGGAAGGUACUACGAAGCAACAGGCCGAUAAAAUUGAGGCUCUUCAGAAAAGCGCUCAGGAAGCUGUCGUGGUUCGUGCACAUUUGGAGGAGCUGGUAUCGAACCUGCAAGGCAACAAGAUUUCUUUGGAAGAGCAGCUGAAUAAAGAGUUGCACAAACAGAGCAUGCUGUCUAACACCAUGCAGGACUCUCAGGUCCUGUGGGAGGAAGAGACGAAGAGCCGCUCAAAGUUAGGACUGCGCCUGACAGAACUUGAAAGAGAAAAAGGAGAGCUCACAAACCAGAUGGAGCUUGAAAAGAAGAAAGUCAAGAAAAUUGCAGAGCAAAAGAAAGCGGUUGACACUCGCCUCGAUCAAGAGAUGAAGAGAAACAUGGAGCUUCAAAAAGAAAUGCACAGGCAACGAACUUUAUUAAAAAGUGCAAAGAAGAAGCUGCAGGGUCCAGAGUCUGGAGGAGCGAAAUACUCCUCUAUGAAGAGCCCUCACCGGAGACAGAGUCAGGCUGACACCUGGAUGGACGACAAGGUGGAGGAUCUGCAGGCAGAGUUGGAGAAGGAAACAUCUCGUCGCUGCCAGCUGGAGCAGAUCAACGGGGAGCUCCAGGACCAGUUGGCCUCCAUGAAAGGAGCGGGCCGUAACCACGGCGAGCUGGAGAGAAGCAAGAGGCACUUGGAGAGCGAGGUGGUGGAGCUGAGACGCCAGUUGGAGAACAACAAGCCCGACCAGGGCGUGCUGGAUCAGUACCGACGUGAAGCGGAGGAAAAAGCCCACCAGGAGGUGCAGCAGAAACUAGAGCAGGUCAACCUCUUCCUACAGUCCCAGGCGGCAUCUCAGGAAGCACUAGAUGAGAUCAAAGCCGCCAACGAGGAAAACCUGCGCUCCCAGCUGGAAAAGAAGAUCCGCGAGCUGGAAGGGGAGCUGAACCGAGCCCGCACCAUCCAGCAGGAGAUGCUCAGCCAAAAAGAGUCCACGCGCUCCGAGCUGGAGCGCUAUCGACACCUCUACAACGAAGAGAUGCGCCUGCGGAUGUCCCUAACUGCCAAACUGGAGAGGGCCAACUGCCGCCUCUCCGAAGCCAACUCCAAGUUGCUGACCGAGCGCAGCAGGAGUCUUAUGAUGGGAAACGUCACAAGCGGGAGCCUGAUGGGGCCUUCUCUGGACAUGAGCGCCUUGGCUACGCCAGCGAACCCCGGGACCUCAGUGGGGGCCCUCAACAGGAACAUGAGCGUGGGAUAUUCCCUGCCCAGUACUGAGUCAGACGGACAGAACCAAAGGGUGGAGGACUACCUGGCUAAGCUUCUAGCUCAAAAGUCUUUUUCUCACUUCUCCUCUCUUCAGCCAGACUCAUAACCAGGUGUGUUGCUGUUUUUAGCUGAGUGUGUGACUGGUUGCUGUUUCAUUGCGUUGCUCGUGGCUUCAGUGGAGAAAAAACUGCCAGACAAAGCAACAAAAAAUUUACAUAUUUUGCGCUUCUUUUUUUUUAAAUAUAGCAUAAACAGCUUGAAUUUUCUUACAUUUUGCAAUGUUGCAGCCUCAAACUUGAGUGUUUUUUUGUGAUUACAGUUUAUUUUAUAGACAAAGUUGCACAUUAUAGUGAAGUGGAAAAAACCUCUGCUGUGCCUGCACAGCUAAAACAACACUAGGUGGCGCUCCUUUGUUGGCUUUGAAAGGCAGCUGGAGGCCACUGUUUCUGUUUUUCUCUCUUCUUUUACUUUCUGCCGGUUUUUAUCAGCAACUUUAGCGUUAAAACUUUUUCACUGAAGAAUCAGUUUAGUUUGGUUCUAUCUCAGGUCUGAACAGUUUGUCAUUCAGUAUAAAGUUAAUCUGAGCCAAAGCUCUGCAGCUUUUCUUUUAUCUGCAAUGAAUUCCCCUUGAAUAUUGAGAUUGUAACUGGUGCAGGCGUUGGUCACAGAAUCGGGUACAGAACAGUUUUUAUCUUGUUUUGCUUUCAAACGUUUGCUGGAUCCUCUGUGAACGAACGCUGAAGUUUUCAAGUGUCAGUGCAUCUUCAAGAGAGAAGUUAUAAUUAAGCAACUUAAUUCAAAAAAAUUUAUAAAAUAUACUCAGAAUUAUCCUAAGCACACAAAUUUUGUUAAAGGAAACAAAAUAAAUUAGGCCUGGAUUAAGCUAAAUCGAUGCCAAAAAAGAAAAAAAAUUAUACAUUUACCAAACACAAAAUGCUUGUAUACUCAUGCCCGGCCAGUAGGUGAUGAUAAUGUUCAUAUUGUCACAUUGUAAACUUUAAGGGAAUACAAAGAGAUUCAUCUGAGCCUAGAUGAUAGAUCCUCUUAAAAAGUUAUUUUGAUCAUUUCCUCUCAAUAACAAACUCUUUGAGCAACUUUAAAAAGACGUAUGUUUAUUUAAAAGAUAAAAUCUGUCAAAACCAUAUAGUGACAGGUAUUUAUAAAGUAGGUUGUGGUGUCAUAUAUUAACCACAAUCUCUGUUUGUGUGUAUUAAUUUAAUGACUAUAGAAUAAAACUAUUAAUUAAUUUGCUAGGGAUACGACAGCUUUACAUAACACUUUUACUGUUACAUUGUCACUGUUACAUUUAUAUUUUAGUUAUUUAUUUUAAUGAAAGUGUAUACAGUAAACCAGCAAUACGGCAAUUGGGUUUCCAGUUGGUUUAUUUUGGUUAUUUCUAGUGUGUGUGUGUUUAGGUGCGUCUUCAUUCAUCUUGGUAUUCUUGCUGCGAAAAGGUAAAUACAUAAUAAUAAUGUCUUUCAAUGGAUGGCAGUUAGUACACAGUUUUAAGGAACUAAAAUAUGACGGGUCGUAGUGGGGUAUUAUUUUGUAAAUACUCACCUCUGCCAUUUUCCAUCCUGACAGCAGGUGUGCGCAGACAAAACAUUCCCCCAGAAGGUUUGUUCACGACUCAUUAGCUCUGAGACUGCACCAUAAAAAAAAGGAAGUGUAUCUAAAUGCAGUGUUCGUCCAUUGUUCAUGUUGUUGGUUUGUGGUUCGGUAACAGCGUAGGUCUACAGUCUUCCACCGACAGCAUUCUGAAGCUUGUUUAAUGCUACCGUUUGGCCAAGCAGCAGUCCAGCUCUUUUUCUCCUUAGUUCAGGUAAGACGUUUCUAAAGUUGUCAUUGGUCCCGCAGCUGCACAAUAACAGGAACUCGCACUUGAAGCUAUGUAAUAGAUACGACUGGCUCGUGAGUAUAUAUUCACGCUGACAUUUCGGAAAUAAAUUAGCAUAAUAAAACGUCAUUUUCGGGGGGGGGGGGGGCAGAGAUUGUCAAUUUCCUUUCUUUUAAGUUUUUUUGCGCUAUGAUGAGGUGGGUCCUUUUAUGAGCAGCAUCGAAAUUAGUGUAUUCGGAGAAAAUGCAGUAAAAACACUUUUUCCGCGUUACAUGAUCAACAACCGGAUGUCUCCAUUGGCGCAAACCACGAAGAAGAAUUCAACAGGAAGUAGUUGGAGGAUCGUGGCGCUGCAUGUUUUUUAACGACUCAUGGCGCGAGCAAACUUAUUUAGGUGGGAUUUUAAUUGCGUUUCUUAUUUAACGGAGACGCCGCAAUUUCCGUAAUUGUGUUUUUCCGACAUUAAUGGAAUAUUAAGUUUUGUGUACAUUUGCGAUGAAAACGCAGCUGUUUCGACAAGUCGCUCCUUUUAAAGUAACAUUUUUAUACACUCGGGGAUUGUUUUGCUGGAGAACCAUACAGUAGGCAGCCGUCCAAAUGGACACAGAUUAUCAAUACGGCAUUAAAACUGUACAUGCAUUUUAAAUUGUUACGCAAUGUUUUAGUGUCUGGAAGGAAGGAAUUGUGAGUUUUUGUUAGCUGCAAGCCAUUAAAAUAAAUAAAAGUAAAUGAUUGAAUUCUAUCAGUCAGUUCAAUAAAUCUACUAACAUGUAUCAAGUUUCACUU